ACACAGACGAAGACGAUUCACACCCCCCAUUUGCUCAACAUUUGUCUCCUCUCUUCUCUGUCUCCUGUGGGACUGUGUCUCUUAUCUUUCUUUUAUUCUUUUAUUCAGAGAGAGAGAGAGAGAGAGAGAGAGAGAGAGUUGGUUUGAUCUGAGGAAAUGGCUGUAGAUCCAAGGCAGGUGUUGGCUGGUUUCUUGACAAUCACCAUGUUUGUAAUGCUCGGUAACAUGAUCAAGCGCGACCAUUUCGAUUCGCCCAAAACCAACCAUUCGGAAGAACCAAGGGAGAAUUAUGAUAAUGUCAAGUUUACAGAGCACACCACUGUUACACAUGCUAGAGCAAGUAAUGGGCCUUGGAAGGAGGAUGGCCUGGAUCUGAAACCUUGUUGGACAAAACCCGGUUUGGAAGAAGCAACACAAACAGACGGUUUCGUCACCUUCUCAUUAACCAACGGCCCUGAAUAUCAUGUCUCACAGAUUGCUGAUGCUGUUGUAGUGGCAAGAUAUCUAGGAGCAACUCUUGUACUGCCGGACAUAAGGGGAAGUAAACCGGGUGAUAAAAUGAACUUUGGAGAUAUUUAUGAUGUUGAGAGGUUUGUAAAAAGCUUGCAUGGGGUGGUCAGAGUCGCUAAAAAUCAGCCUGACGAAAUAUCAUCCCGUAACUUAGCAGUUGUGAAGGUCCCUAAUCGAGUUACUCAAAGCCACAUUGCUGAACAUAUUGAACCAAUUUUUAGUACAAAGGGCAAUCUAAGGCUGGCAACAUACUUUCCUUCGGUGAAUAUGAGAAAGACUGACCAAAAAGGUAAAAUCGAUUCUGUGGCGUGCUUGGCAAUGUUUGGAACUCUAGAGCUACAACCAGAGGUUCAUGAAGUAGUUGACUCGAUAAUUGAGCGGCUAAGAACAUUAAGUCGGAAGUCAGAUGGUCGGUUCAUAGCUGUGGACUUGAGGGUUGAGAUGUUGGAGAAAAAAGGUUGCCAAGGAUCUAGUGGAACAAAAAGCUGUUACAGUCCCGAGGAGAUAGCACUAUUUUUGAGGAAGAUGGGUUUCGACAAGGACACCACUAUAUAUUUGACCCAAUCAAGGUGGGAUAGCAGCCUUGAUACUCUGAAGGAUUUCUUUCCGAAAACUUAUACAAAGGAAGGCAUUAUGCCAGUGGAUAAAAAGGACAAAUUUCUCGACUCAGACACUACUGAAUUCGAGAAGGUUAUUGACUUCUACAUUUGUUCUCAGAGUGAUGUUUUUGUUCCCGCCAUCUCAGGCCUGUUCUAUGCUAACGUAGCCGGUAAGAGGAUUGCUUCUGGCAGGACUCAGAUCCUUGUUCCUGCAAAUGUUCACGGUUCUGCUUCUGCAUCAGAUUUCAUAUCCCCGUACGUCUCAAAGAAGAAUCACUUGGCCUACUCUUGUUUCUGCUAAACUCUUCAAGUGAAGGAAAAUCCGAAUAGAGCGAUUAAAGGAAUGUCUUGAUAUACUCAUAUUUCCAAUUUACCUUAAUCAAGGGUUUUUCUACAGCAUUCAUACUCUUCCAUUUGUGACCUUAGUAGCCACUCAGAAAUCACUUGAGAUUCUUCAAGUGGACAAACUCUUUGAAGACAUAAUGGUUAAUUGUUGCUGUUGCUGUUGCUGUAUGUAUUUUUAAUUCAUUGUAACAACUGCUACAUUUUCAGAAUUUUUUAGAUUGCUUCGAUGUAAAAGUUACUUUAUCGAUUGCUCGAAUUGUUUCCAUA
Molecule: messenger RNA, 1721 nt
Organism: Camellia sinensis
Lineage: Eukaryota; Viridiplantae; Streptophyta; Magnoliopsida; Ericales; Theaceae
Gene: MSR1
Product: O-fucosyltransferase family protein
Source: RefSeq, a predicted model, not a curated record